AAAAUGUACUUGUGUAUAAACUGUUUUCAGUUUUCUGAUCUCAUUUCCCUAAACUGCUUUUGACACAUGAAAAACUACGACACCCCUCUGUAAUGAUUCCUCGUCCCCUCUAAUUGACAAUUAGAUGGCUGUCGGAAGAGCUACCUAAAUAAGAUCUGCUCGGCUUAAAUCUGCACUCACUAUACCCACCGCCAUUUGAUGUUAGAUUCGUCCGAUAAGGUCUAACUCAGAGAAGUUUUUUUGCUGCCUCAAAGGAUUUAAGCAACUUUAGAGGAACAUUAUCUCGAAUACAUGGGGACUGAAAACCCCGAUCGUCCCAAUUUUCCAUUAAGACAUGCUUCCACACCUUUUUCAGCUCCACCGAGUUCCAUACCUUUUCAAGCAUCUAGUAUUCAGCCUCCCCCACCCACGCCAUACUCACCUGUCCCUGUAGAUGGCUCCAAAUCUUCUGGCUUCAGACCUAUGUCACCAGGGGUUCCUAGCAGUCCAUCACAGCGACCUCCAAUUUCAGCAUUGUAUGGCCCAUCAGCUACAACCUCUUUCCAGCGUUAUCCAACUCCACAGUUUUCUUCAACUCCUCAGUUUCCUCCUCCUUCUCAUACUUCAUUUGUUGGUCAGCCAUCUUUCCAAUCACCACCUCCGCCCAAUGUGGGUCCCUCACAGAGCAUGAGCACUUUACAGCCGAGUGCCCCUAUGAAUAGCUUUCAGCAAUCCGCACCCCCGACAUUAUCAUCAUAUUCUAUUUCUAGACCCACAUUGCAACCGGGUUUUCCAGGAUAUCCUAGUCAGCAACCCACUGCAGCUGCACAACACCUGAUUGGGCAAUCCGCACCAUUUUCUUCCCAACAAGGAGGAUAUACUCCACAUCCUGCUGCUGGACCUCCUAUACCUCAAAUGCAUGGAUUGGUAGAAGACUUCAAUUCACUUUCUAUUGGGUCUGUUCCAGGAUCUUAUGACACAGGAGUUGAUGCUAAACUUUUACCCAGGCCACUUGAAGUUGAAGAUGAUAUGCAUCAAAGUCCCUUGUCUGAAAUGUUCCCUAUGAACUGCAGUUCUAGGUAUCUGCGGCUAACAACCAGUGGCAUCCCGACUUCACAGUCUUUAGCUUCAAGAUGGUAUUUGUCUCUUGGAGCUGUUGUUUGCCCUCUUGCUGAGGCUCCUGAUGGGGAAGAAGUUCCAGUGGUCAAUUUUGCCACAACUGGUAUUAUACGUUGUAGAAGGUGUCGCACCUAUGUAAACCCAUAUGUGACAUUUACAGACAACGGAAGAAAAUGGAAGUGCAACAUGUGCCAAUUGCACAAUGAUGUUCCAGGUGAUUAUUUUUCACAUUUAGAUGCCAGAGGCAGAAGGGUCGAUUUUGAUCAGCGGCCUGAGCUCAGUAAAGGUAGUGUGGAAUUUAUUGCCCCAGCUGAAUAUAUGGUCCGACCUCCAAUGCCACCGUUGUAUUUUUUCCUCAUUGAUGUAUCAAUAUCUGCUGUAAAAAGCGGAAUGCUUCAGGUUAUAGCAAACACCAUCAAAAGUUGUUUGGAUAGAUUGCCUGGAUUUCCAAGAACACAAAUUGGGUUCAUAACUUAUGACACCACCAUACAUUUUUACAAUAUGAAGUCAUCUUUGACACAACCUCAGAUGAUGGUUGUGUCAGAUCUCGAAGACACUUUUGUUCCAUUGCCAGAUGAUCUUCUUGUCAACUUGUCAGAAUCUAGGGCUGUAGUAGAUGCAUUUCUCGAUUGCUUGCCAUCAAUGUUCGAAGAGAAUGUAAAUGUUGAAUCAGCUUUUGGUCCUGCACUUAAAGCUGCAUUUAUGAUCAUGAACCAACUUGGUGGUAAACUGUUGAUCUUUCAGAACACGCUUCCAUCACUGGGUAUUGGCCGCUUGGUGCUGCGUGGAGACGAUCCUCGCCUGUAUGGAACUGACAAAGAACAUAUGCUGAGAAUACCAGAAGACCCUUUUUAUAAGCAGAUGGCUGCUGAUUUCACCAAGUAUCAAAUUGCUGUAAAUGUAUAUACAUUUAGUGACAAGUAUACUGAUUUAGCAACAUUAGGGACCUUGGCAAAGUAUACUGGUGGUCAAGUAUAUCAUUAUCCAAGUUUCCAUGCUUCCAUUCAUAAAGAUAAGUUGAGCUAUGAGUUGGCAAGAGAUUUGACAAGAGAGACUGCCUGGGAGUCUGUCAUGCGAAUACGAUGUGGAAAAGGCAUUCGGUUUACCACCUAUCAUGGUAAUUUUAUGCUGCGAUCCACUGAUCUUGUAGCGCUUCCAGCUGUUGAUUGUGAUAAGGCUUAUGCAAUGCAGCUAUCUCUUGAAGAAACACUGCUAACUACCCAGACAGUUUAUUUCCAAGUCGCUCUGCUAUACACAUCAUCAUCUGGAGAAAGGCGAAUCAGAGUACACACAGCUGCAGCACCCGUGGUUGCAGAAUUAGGAGAAAUGUAUCGUCUUGCUGAUACCGGUGCUAUUGUUUCCUUGUUCAGUAGGCUAGCUAUUGAGAAGACUCUUUCCUCUAAACUGGAAGAAGCAAGGAGUUCAGUUCACCUUAGAAUCGUUAAAGCCCUAAGAGAAUAUCGCAAUCUGUAUGCUGUUCAACAUCGCUUAGGGGGGAGAAUGAUAUAUCCAGAAUCAUUGAAAUUGUUGCCUUUGUAUGGGCUUGCUCUGUCCAAGUCAACACCACUACGGGGUGGUUAUUCCGAUGUUCAACUUGAUGAGCGAUGUGCAGCGGCAUUCACAAUGAUGGCAAUGCCUGUUAAAAAGUUGUUAAAACUUUUGUAUCCUACUUUGACUCGUAUAGAUGAGUAUCUUCUGAAAACAUCAGCUUCUGUCGAGGAUUCCAGGAACAUGUUGAGAAGGCUGCCACUCACCAUAGCUAGUUUAGAAGACAGUGGACUCUACAUCUAUGAUGAUGGCUUUCAGUUUGUUAUAUGGUUUGGUAGAAUGCUCUCACCUGAUAUCAUCAAAGCUUUACUUGGUAAUGACUUCGCUGCAGACUUGUCAAAGGUUUGCAUUCAUGAGCAAGAUAAUGAAAUUUCAAGGAAAUUAACUGGCUUGCUUAGCAAGUAUCGGCAAAGUGACCCGUCAUAUUACCAGAUAUCUCACCUUGUGAGGCAAGGUGAACAGCCCAGAGAAGGAUUCUAUCUACUCAAGCAUUUAGUUGAGGACCAGAUGGGUGGUUCAAAUGGCUACAUGGAUUCGAUUAUUCAAUUACACCGCCAAGUUCAGCACAGUGCAUAAAAUGCAGUUUGGGUUCCAGAUUUCCAAUGAUGGUUGGAUUUUAUGUAAAAGAAGUAAAAUAUGGGAGUCACUUGAGGAGUUUUCCUUCUUAUCCAUCUAUCUUUUGACAACGCACUCGGGAUCAAGCACGGAGUUCUGCAUUUUGAUGGAAGGAACAUGACAGGAAUCAGUGAAUCACUUGCAUUGCUCCUGUAGUUGAGACAGGAGGAAAGUGGCAAAGGAAUGUCCGUGGAGAGCGUAUAUAAAUGAACAUUUCUGCCUUACAGCAAAGUCUUCGUUAGUGUCCGAUACAAACUCAUUUUCAUUUUUGUUCAACUUUUAAAAAGUAUGUAUGUCAAUGCUUCCAACUGCAAUUUUUGGCCAUUCAGUUUCAGUUGUACACAUUGUUUGCACCUCAUAUCAUUUUAAGCAUUGUGCAAUAUAUGUAUACUUUCCUAUCCCUAGUGACCAUUACAAAUUUACAACAGGUGAGAAAUGUGUUGGAUUUCUUUCCUAUGGUAGACAUUGGUAGUAGUAGUUGGAAAUUUGGAUUUGUAAGCAUGGCGGGUUUAUAUACAUACAAUAGUUUACACUGAAUGUCACAAAUCGCCCCCGGCUUCAGUGGCACUGCUGCAUUUAGUUUUCCAACUUCAAUUCAUAGACAAUCUUAACAUUGCUCGCCGAUAUAGUGAUGAUAUUCUUGUGUGAUACGGAGUAUAUUAUAGCUUAGAUUAUUACGAUUUAUAACACACGGACUUCUCGUGUUUCCUUUAUUUCAUUCACAAAUUCUAAUUUGGUAUUCAAUUCCCACUUAAUCUACAUUUUUUUGUUUAUUAAUU
This is a messenger RNA of Cuscuta europaea, 4040 nucleotides long. The record is from the annotation of a GenBank genome assembly. NCBI's taxonomy places the organism in Eukaryota, Viridiplantae, Streptophyta, Magnoliopsida, Solanales, Convolvulaceae.